AUGGCAGAUUUCGCCUACCGCCCACCCGCACCAGCGCCCAUGACCAACGACCGGUGGUUGUCCUCGAGAAGUCCUAUUUACAACACUCCAUUUUAUAGCGCCAGGUUCGACGCGGGGAGCACCCCGUCUCUCUCACAACCAAGCGUGUCCUACAGCCCAGGCGCUGCUGCGUCCACCCAUAACUCGGCGAGCAACUUUUCGCUUGGAGGGGUAUCACAGCUUCGGAGUACACCGGCCCCGCCUGCUUUCUCCCCCCCUCCAGCAUGCAAUCCCCGAGUGACGCAAAACAUCCCCUUUGCCACAACCACUAGCCCGGCGCCCGGAUCCGGGCAGGUUUCUUUCAAGAGCACAGCAUCGCCAUGGGGGGGAUGGGACCCUCAUCCCCAGCCACCAACGGGCGGAUUUCCGAGGCCCAGCACCGCGAUCGGCCAGGGACCCUACCAGGGCAGGUAUUCGCCAUCGGAUUCCAUGGAUGAGCUGGGCUCACCGAGCCUGUCAGAUUAUUCCCUAGACAAUGCGCUCUCGAGCCCGGGAGCCCCGGGCAGCGGGGUCGGUGCCGGGGCCGGAGCCGGAACCGGAUCUAAGCCUCGGUCGCAACGACGCCCGUCCAACCGGGACGAGUUCGACGGCCCGCAUCAGUUCCUCAAGCGGCCCCCUCCCGAGUACGUGGCCAUGCAGGAGCGAGACCUUCCGCGACUCCCGACACACCUGCUGGUGCAGGAGCAGGAUAGUGUCCUGAACCAGGUCAACGAGCGGCUCUCGCAGUGCGCGUACGACUUUGUGGCCAAGUACCAAUUCCCAAUCCCGCUGACGCAGGACAUGCGGCCCGUCGAACGGCCGCAGGACCGCGAGUGGACCGAGUGGGUGUACCUGCUCAAGCGUCUGGCGACCAAGCGCCGCAUCCCGGCCCGCGUGUUGUACAACGGCCAGAUCAAGCAGUUUGUUACCAUCCUCGAGAACUCGCUGGAGAUGCGCCACGCCGCCAAGCACCAGAGCCGUCCGCUCAAGGACGACCGUAAUAUCUUGCAGCUUAUCUCGGCUGGUAUCCAGGUGGCCAAGAUCUUGAAGGAUGCGCAGGCCAUGGAUUACCUUGACCGACUCUACGUUUCCACGGAACAACGGAUCCACGAGCGCGCUGCGGCAGCUGCCGCCGUCUCUGGAAACCUACGAUUCCGCUAA
This is a messenger RNA of Dichotomopilus funicola, 1179 nucleotides long. RefSeq lists its product as uncharacterized. Lineage: Eukaryota; Fungi; Ascomycota; Sordariomycetes; Sordariales; Chaetomiaceae. The record is from RefSeq and is a predicted model, not a curated record. The coding region runs from base 1 to 1179 and encodes 392 amino acids. The transcript is spliced from 5 exons.